GGGAGAGGUGACUCUCCCCACUGUCAGCUGUACCAGGGAGCAUACUCAAUAAUCUUUGUCUUCCAUUUACUUAUGUUAAUAUUUAGAUUGCUGGUUCAUCCUGCUGUGUUGUUUAGUUGUAUAAGUGUACACAUUGAAAGCAGUUGUUAAAUUUUUUCCCAUAAAGUCUUCAUUUUUGUUUCAGUGUUUCAAAUGAAAUUCCUGAAAAAGGUGCUACUGAGCUGAAGUAUCAUCACCACCAUCGUCGGGGAAACGUCGCUCUAUAUUGUAUGCUAUUUCUAGAUUGAAACAAAUGAAAAUGGCUCGACAAGAAAUGCAUCUUGAAUCCAAUGUUUCUUGUGAUAAUAUUGAUAUUACACCUCCCUUAGCAAAUACACAAUCAGGUAACACCAGUGAUAACAAUACAGUAGAAUUGGAUCACACUAACAAUUCAACUCAAUUAAUAACAGUCAUUAAUAAUGACUUAUCAAAACAAUCAAUUCAUAUUGAUUUCAAUUCUGAUAUUUGUUCUUAUACUUCUUUAUCAUCACAAUCAAAUCCUUUACAAUCAUAUAAUUUAUUAUCUGAUAAUAAUACUACUAAUAUUACUGAUAGUAGUACUAUUCGUCAGAUAUUGUCACCAAAAGAAUCUUCUUCACUUUUAAAUAUUACAUCUACUACUACUACUACUACUACUACUACUACUACUACUACUACUACUACUACUACUAAUAAUAAUAAUAAUAAUAAUAAUAAUAAUAAUAACAAUAUAAUACAUCAUGAUGCUAAUAUUGAUUCUAUUCGAGUUUGGAAUAAUUCAUCAAAAAUAUUUACACAAUGUCUAUCAGAUAGUGAAUCCGAUGAAUAUAUAGACUUAGAUACUGUUGAUGAUAUAACAUGGUCUAUAAAGGAUAAUAAUAAAAAUAAGAAGAAUAAUAUAAAGAAUAAGAAAAAAAAGAAGGAAUCAAUAAUUAUGAAUGAUCAUCCUUCUGAAUUAACAAUAAUAAUAAAUAAUAAUAAUCCUACCAUAAAACAGAUCCCUCAAUUAUCGAAUAAUGAAAGUAUACGGAAUGAUUCUAUACAGUUAAAUGAAUCUAUCUCUUCGCAUGAAACUAGUUCAUUACAUAGCAAUAUCAUUAAUAGUAAUAAUAAUAAUAAUAAUAAUAAUAAUAAUAGUAAAAUUAUGGAAUCAGAUGAUUAUUGUUGGAUAUGUCAUAAACCUGGUGAAGUUGUUAUAUGUAGUUAUUGUCCAAGAGUGUUUCAUGCAACUUGUUUAUGUGCAACAGAUUUUCCAGAUGUAUGGCUUUGUCCUGAAUGUCAAGAUGUUAUGUUAGCUGAAUGUUCAUUGUAUCAAUUAGAAUCAUGGUGUAAUAUUACCGAAGAUCAAUUGAAACGAAUGUUAUUCUUUCUUUUGGAUCGAUUAUCUAGACAAUCUUGGGCACGAUAUUUUCGUGAACCAGUAGAUUCAACAAUGGUUAAAAACUAUAAAGAAUUAAUAAAGUAUCCAAUUGAUUUACGUACUUUAUAUACUCGUGUUAAAUCAGGUCAGUACGCUUCACCUCAAGCUUUUCUUGGAGAUUUCCGAUGGAUACUUCAUAAUUGUAUCAUAUUUAAUGGUGCCAGUUCUUCUAUUACAUCAUCUGCACGUCUUCUUGAUCGUACAUUUCAUCGUGAGUUUAAUUUGAUGCGUGCUUGUCCAACAUGUUAUCUUAAUCGUAUACCAGCAAUUCAUUUAUUACCAUCGACAACUAGAAAACUACCUCCAUUAACUGAAAAUGAACCUGAAUCUUAUUUAACUGUAGCUUCAGUACAAUCAUCAUUGUUAUUACCAAACGAAUCAAAUGCGAUCAUUGAAAAUGAUAGUAUCAGCGUUGUCUAUGGUGUUAACGAUGAAUGCAACAAUAAUACUCCUACUAAUACUACUAGUAAUAAUAACGAAUCCAAAAGUUCGUCAUUAUCAUCAUCGGUAUCUACAUUAGAUCCUUGGUGGUUUUGUAAAUUAUGUGAUGUGAUUCAUCCGAUUGUCUGGGUACGUCUUCAAAAUUAUCCACGUUGGCCAGCCAAAGUAAUUGCACAUGAUGGUAACUUUCUUCUUGUCUCAUUUUUUGGUGAUUAUGAUGUGACUAUUGCACCGAUUGGUUCCGCUAAACUUCAUUCAUCUAGUCAAUCAAAAAGUUUGUCAAAACUAUCUACCAUCACUAUAGAUUCUAUAAAUAAUAAUAAUAAUAUUGACAAGGAAAGUAAAUCUGAUUGUAGUGGUACCAAAUCCAUUACUUCUAUUGAUAAUAAUGAUAUUUCUAAUGAAUCUAGUGUAACUUCUCAAUCUUCCAAGACAAUUUCAUCAUUAUUACCUUCAACAUUAACAACAACAACAACAACAAUGGAUCCUAUGGUUAAAGAGAAUUUUCAUAAAGCUGUUGCAGAAUUAAAUUAUCAUCUAAAUUUAAUUUAUCAACGUUAUCCUAAAUUUAAACUACCUAUUAGUCAAUUGAGAUUUACUAAACGUCAUGUUAAAAAAUACUAUGGUCCAUUCAUUGAAACUCCUUCUCCUACUUCUUCUACAUCUGAAACAACAAUAAAUCUCAUUAAUGAUACUAAUUCUAUCAUUGAUAUGAAUCAUACUGUAAAUACAACACAAGUGAUUUGUAAUACAACUUCUCAUAGUAUCAAUACAAUCCCUUCAACAAAUGUUAAUAUUACAACUAAUGAAAAAAUAGAUAAUACAAUUAAAUCAAAUCGUAUACCUUCUACAAAUGAUGUAUAUCGUGAACCAGUUUUAACACGUGUUGCUGCUAGUCUACGUAAUUCACCUAUUAUUACAUCAGAAUCAACAACAACAUCAUCAUCAACAGUCUUACAAACUUUAUGUCAACCAAUGAUUGAUGUAAAUCCUAUGAAACGUAAAUAUAAUGAUACAUCUUCAUCAUCAACAAUAACUAUGGAAUUAGAAAGUAUUAGCUCGGAAGAUAUUCAUGAUACAAUAGAUUAUAAUAAGAAAAAACGUAAAAAGAGUAAACAUCAUCAUUUGAAAAAAAUCACUUUAAAACCAUUAUUAACUGAACAUAAAACAACAACUAUCAUUACCAAUUUGGCCAAUAAUGAUGAGAUCAAUAGUAAAGAUAAUAAUAAUAAUAAUAUGAGCAAUGACAAUACGGUUGUUAUCGAAGAGAAUUCAUUACCCAUUGAAAAUGAUAGUGAACCUAUAGUUCCGUUAACAACAGAUGAAAUACAAUCUGUCUCUGAUAGUAUGAUACCUUCUACUUCAAACACAUCAAACAAUGUACAUACGAUAUUGGAUGAUUUUCGAAAUUCUGUUAAUGAAGCUUUACAAAAAUUACAGGAACAGUUAGCUCCUACAAUAAAUGCUACAGACAAGAUUGGUGUUUAUCCAUUGACUAAUUCAGAACUACCAAAUUUACAUCCAAUUUGUUGUGAUGUUGCGAUACAAACUGAUAAUGAUAUCCAUCUAUUAGAUGAUAGCAAAUCAUUGAAAACUAUAAAUGUGAUCAACGAUACAAAAUCAGUUCAAACCGAUAUAAUGGAAGUAUCUACAGAUCUUUCUAUAUUAAAUGAUUAUAGACCACCAACAUUACAAGAACGUAUGAUGGAAGCAGAAAUUCUUCGUAUGGAACAAGAAGUUCAACGUUUAAAUGUAUUAGUUAGAUAUACACGUGCUGAAAUGGGAUUAGAAAUGCAACGUCGUAUAGGUGAAUUACGUAGAAUAUGGAAUGAUGAACUUAUUGCUAUUAUGGAAGCUGCUAGUAGAAUAUGGGAAUAUGAUGUGAUAAGAAUUGUUGAUAUUGUAAAACGUCGUCAAUGGUGUGCAUAUUGUGGACGUAUAGCCUAUUAUUAUUGUUGUUGGAAUACAUCGUAUUGCAAUAGUACUUGCCAGUCGAAACAUUGGCCUUUUCAUAUGACUUCUUGUGUACAAGUUAAAAGUCAAUUGAAUAAUAAUAAGAAUAAGAAUAAUUUAAAUGGUUCUAUACGUCAUCAUUCUCAAUCCCCCAACAUAACCAAUUCAUCUAAUAUCACUGAUCAACCACAUUUCUCUUUAACACAACCAUCGAUUCUUCAACAUAUUCCACAAAAUCCUCCUCCUCCUCAUCAUCAUCACCACCAUCACCAACAACAACAACGAGUGAUUUUACCGAUUACAUCAACUCCAUCAAUUGGUAUGUAUCAAUUAAACAAUGAUGGUACUUUAUUAACUACUAGUAAUACUUUAUUUCAACGUUCAUUAUCAUCAUCUUGUGUUUUACAAUCUCAACCAUUUAAGAAUUGAUUCUUUUUUUUUAUUAUGUGUUGGUUUUUUACUGAAUCUCAAUUGUUGUUUUUUAUUUUUCUUAUGUGUAAGUAGUUACAUUUUAUAAUACUUUGUAUUAAUUUUACUGUAUAUUGAACAAAGUUUAUCUGAUGUAAGUAAAGUGUGACAUUUUUUUCUGUAGUAUAUCGUGUCUAAAGGUAACUGGAGAGAGUGUAUCGUAGAAGAAAUCUUUAACUUCGAGUAUAUAAUCUUCUAGUUUGAGCAGAGAUGAAUAGUUAGCUGUAUGUAUCUACAUUUUAGAGUUGAUGUUCACUGUGAAAUUCAAGCCUGGUAACGUUCGCUUGAAACGCUAUUUCGUUAUCGACUUAUCUACUGACUCCUGAUAGCCACUAGCUUGUGCAAUGGGAUGAAGUGUAAAUUCAUUUUUAUAUGGGUUGUUUGAAUCUUACCAUUGAUAUUUAGGACUACAGUUGAUCAGUCUUAUGUUGGCAUAUAUACAUCCCUCAGUAUCAAGGCUAUCCGCCCCCAAAUGCCCUGGUAUGGCUGAGAGUGGGGUGGGCCCUCCCUCCCUCUCGUAAUGCUCUCACACGGCCACGCGUAUACAGUCUCUGCAAGGGAAGUCCUACUCACUGCCUUCUCCUACCAGGGGUGUUGUUUACGAAAUUGAGAGGACGAAAAGCGAAUGUUCGGCGCUUUAACCGGAUUCCAAACCAAUGGUGCACAUGGGUUCCAGUAACCUACGGGGAAAAAUGGCAUAUGAACCAAUCGUUGGUCACCGGCUACCAUGGGACUGCAUCUCCUUACGUUGCUCCACUGCCUUGUGGAUCAAACCUUCAGGCCGAAGGUUUUGGGUGUGACCCCCUAAGAAAACCACCUGCUUCGGUUUGGUCACCCGGUCACUAUCACAGCCCUCACACAAAUCAAGUGACUAGUGUGGUGCAUAUGUAUUUGGUGCCUUCUUGUACCAAUGUUUAUGUGUUUAAAUAAAUAAUCAAGGCUAUCCACGCAGGAUGCACAUAUACUAACAAGAGACUGUUCAAUUACAAUCCUAAAUUUCAAUGGGAAGAUUCAAACAACCAAUACAAAAGUGAAUUUUCUAUUUUACUGUAUGAUAUUAUAUCAGUUAGUUCAAUCUCAUCUAACUAAUUGACAAUCCACAUUCUUAAUUACACAAGGUUCAAUUAAUCCAGUCGAAGUUGAACGUACUUUUGCAUACAAAUCAUGUGUUUGAGAGAAUGAAAAUUGAUGUGUAGUUAUCAUUCUACAUUCUUAGAACUAGUGUUAUAAUCAUUUGUCUAUGAAAUGUCAUUUGAACAACUCUCCAAUGCAUGUAAGGAUCUGUAUAGCAUUAAUACAGAGAGUCAUUUGACACAUCUCGUAUAGUAACUAAGAGACCUAAUAAUCUUGAGACUAGAUAGUGCCCGCAGUGUCGAGUCACCUAGACUGGUGGCCAUAUUGCAACAUGGCCGAUAGUAUUCGAUCUGCACUAAUAAGGACUAGACACGCAUGACAUUGAUCGCCACCCAGUGACCAAUCAAUUAUGACCUAAUAAUCUUCCAUAUUUAGUAACUUUCUCUAGGAACAAUAUUUUUGACUACUGGAUAUGCUAAGUAAUUCGAAAUGAUUAAUUUAAAUUUAAGUUCAUUAUAAAGUGUAUGUAUAAAUACAUGGCGUUUCUAAGUCUCGCAUUGUACAUACAUGGGCGAACUGAAUACCAUCCUUGUACUGAAACUUUAAGUACGGUGGGAAGAUGUUUAAACUGAUGGAUUAAUGGUUAAAAGUUGAUCAUUUUGACGUGUGAGACAGUUUCCUAUUUCUGGCUCACUGUGCUUGAAUGUAAGAUAAUUGUUUUGGUUUGAUAACUAUUGCCAUUAUCACAAUUCUCUUCCUGAGCUUAGACGAAACGUGAAACCGCAACGAUGUAACGGAAAAAAAAUUGAAAGUAAGAAAAAGUAAAGACAGUAAAUGAAGCUCUCCUAGAACCUUCUCGUAUGGUAGUAUGCUGUGUAUCUUGAUGCCUUUCGAAAUGAUUGGAACUUAGUUAUACUCUACAUGUGUCUGUUCUCCAGCUAGUUGAUUCAACAUCUUACUUACUUACUAUACUUACGUCUGUUACUCCCAAUAGAGCAUAAGCCACCGACUAGCAUUCUCCAACCCACUCUGUCCUGGGCCUUCUUUUCUAGUUCCAUCCAAUUCUUGUUCAUUUUUCUCAUGUCUAUUUCCAUUUCCCGGCGUAAUGUGUUCUUUGGUCUUCCUCUUUUCCUUUGGCCUUCAGGAUUCCAUGUGAGUGCUUGUCUUGUGACGCAGUUGGAUGCUUUCCUCAAUAUGUGUCCUAUCCACUUCCAACGCUUCUUCCUGUUUUCUUCCUCCGAUGGGAUCUUGUUUGUUCUCUCUCACAGUAGUUUGUUGCUGUUGUAUCUUCUAGAUGAUGACUUUCGUAGUUCUCAAAGUUUCCGCCCCAUACAGUAUAACUGUCUUGACAUUUGUACUGAAAAUUCUAACUUUGGUGUUGAUUGACAGUUGUUUUGAGUUCCGUAUGUUCUUCAAGUGUAGGAAUGUUGUCCUUUCUUUGUCCAUCCGCGCCUUAACAUCUACAUCAGAUCCACUGUGCUCAUCAAUGAUGCUGCCCAUAUAUGUAAAGGUUUUUACAUCCUCCAAAUCUUCGCCAAAUGUGAUUUGAUUGGUGCAUUUGUGGUGUAUCGAAGAAUCUUACUUUUCCCUUUGUGUAUGUUGAGACCUACUGCUUAUGAGGCUGAUGUUACACUGAUCAUCUUCUCCUGUAUUUAUUGAUGCAUGUAUGAUAGAAAAGCUAGUUCAUCAUCUUCGCCUGGAGCCCUUUUGAGACUACUGCGCCGGUCUCAAGUCCCAGAUAAAGGAAGAGGUUUGGGCAUGGGUUUAGCGAUCUCAUCCCCUAAAAAAAUAAUCCAAACACCUAUUUCAUAUGUUUAUAUGUAUAUUUCUAAAACACGACUAGGUUGGAAAUGCAUAGAAAGAAUCGUAAGUUUCAUAUUGAUCGAUUAUCAGAUAUAGAUAUAUCCAUCAACGAAUGGAAACAUACUACAAUACUUUAUUUGUCAUUCAUUAUUUAGGUGUAUACACUCUUUGUCUUUCCUUAAACUUUCUUUCUGUACUAUAUCCUUACAUAAAAUCUUUCCUUUAUAUAUUACAUCAUUGAGUUAACUAUUAUUUCUAUGAAUUCAGUGUUCAUCUUGUUGUGCUAAUGAAUGAACUGUAAUAACUUGGAUCGAUACAUAUAUAUGCCUGGUCCUACAUUGUAAAUAACUGACUGAUUUAAUGCUUAUUCCAAUUGUAAAUGUUUGUUUUUUAUAUUGUUAUUCUAUUUAUUUUUAACAAUCAUAUUCUUGUUUUGUGGAAUCCAGGACGCGUGUUUCGUCCUAUUUGGGACUCGUCAGCUUUGCUUAUAAUGCUUGUAAAUUUAUUUUUUAUUAUUAUCAGCUUUAUUCAAUAUUAUAUUUUUUGGUACAAUAUAGAAUUCUCAGAGUAAAGCAUUUCAACAAGU
Molecule: messenger RNA, 7763 nt
Organism: Schistosoma intercalatum
Lineage: Eukaryota; Metazoa; Platyhelminthes; Trematoda; Strigeidida; Schistosomatidae
Source: the annotation of a GenBank genome assembly